CCAAAUAUGAAGGUACAGAUCUUGCUCCUGAUCCCCAUGGCCUUUCUCCUGCCCUCUGGGACUUGGGCUGGUGAGAUCAUCGGGGGACAGGAAGCCCAGCCCCACUCCAGGCCCUACAUGGCCUAUCUGUCUAUACAACGCACAGGCAAGACCUAUAUCUGUGGAGGGUUCCUGGUGGCAAAGAACUUCGUGCUGACAGCUGCUCACUGCAAGGGAGAAAAGAUCACUGUCACACUGGGAGCCCAUAACAUUAGAGAACGGGAACAGAGCCAACAUAAAAUCUCUGUGAGUCGUCAGAUCCUGCACCCGCGAUACAACAAAAAGACCUAUAAGAAUGACAUCAUGCUUUUGCAGCUGCAUCACAAUGCUCAUCUGACCAAGGAGAUUGGACUGAUUGAUUUGACUUCGGCUCAUGGCAGAGUGAGCCCAGGGACCAUGUGCAGCGUGGCUGGCUGGGGGAAGACCAUCCUGACUGAUUCAUCCGAUACCCUUCAGGAAGUGAAUCUGUUGGUGAUAAGCGAUAAGACCUGUGACAAUCAGUAUCCACAUUAUUACUCCUCCAGCAUGCUGUGCGCAGGGGACCCUGACGAUCAGAAAUCAGUUUAUCAUGGCGAUUCUGGAGGCCCUCUCGUGUGCUGUGGAGUGGCCGUGGGCAUCGUCUCCACGGGCUUCAAGAACAGCAUCGCACCUCCUGCUGUGUACACACGGAUUUCCCACUUUGUGCCCUGGAUCACUGAUACCAUGAGAGGAAUCUAG
Messenger RNA from Mauremys mutica (yellowpond turtle), 756 nucleotides. RefSeq names its product mast cell protease 1A-like. Gene Ontology annotation, biological process: proteolysis. Gene Ontology annotation, molecular function: serine-type endopeptidase activity. The transcript has 5 exons. Gene Ontology annotation, cellular component: intracellular membrane-bounded organelle; cytoplasm. The record is from RefSeq and is a predicted model, not a curated record. Lineage: Eukaryota; Metazoa; Chordata; Testudines; Geoemydidae. The coding region runs from base 7 to 756 and encodes 249 amino acids.